Messenger RNA from Podarcis lilfordi (Lilford's wall lizard), 1542 nucleotides. NCBI's taxonomy places the organism in Eukaryota, Metazoa, Chordata, Lepidosauria, Squamata, Lacertidae. The record is from the annotation of a GenBank genome assembly.
AUGCGUGCGGCCAUGGCGAGCCUCCUCAACCGCGGAAGCGCCUUCCUAACCAUUUGCCUUGCCAUCCUUUGCUGCACCGUUAUACAAGGAAGAGAAGCAGACGACCCUGUCCAGUUGAAACCACCAUAUUUCACCUCAUCGGCUGGCAAGCAGCUGUUGUCAGCUUCCUACUCUGGCUGGCAGUAUCCACUGCUCAGCCACUUUCGAACUAGAAGAACAGCGUUGUUGAAUAAGACUUUUAGGGGAGAAAAUUAUCAUAAGAUAUGGAGGAAUAAUAUUUUUGUACAAGAUAUGAUUAUGUUUACCGGUUUAUUGCAUGCUUCUAAGUGUUGGCUGUGUAUGCACAUGCCGCCCUUUGCCAGUCAUUCCGGCAUAAUGCUUCAUGGUGUGCCUGUCAAUGGAUCUUUUCAAUUUACUAAUAUUAUAUCCCCUAAGCAAACUUUUUGGCCUCCAGUACAAUUGACCCUCCAUGAGCCUGCCCCCAUUUGUUUUCAAAUUAAAGAGGGGAAAGAAUCAUGGGGCAUAUAUCCAAACUGUCAAUAUACAUUGAAUUUCACUUUUAAUAGCUCUUGUUCUCUUACAGGAACAUACAGUGACCAAUCUCAGUGCUAUAGAAGCGAUACCAGUGCAUGGCUAAAAACUAGGAAAGAAUCCUACCAUGCAAAUUGGAGUCUGAAUUCUUCUAUCCCUGGCUUAGCAAAUGCCACAGAUGAGCAAUUUCAUAUCAGUUCCUUAUUUACUGCAGCCUUUUAUUGGUCCCAACAGAGUAGUAAUAUCAGCUAUUUACUCCAAAGAGAGUUAUGGUUGCUUUGUGGCGAAAAAGCAUACAAAGCCAUUCCUCGAAACCUCACAGGCACAUGUACAUUGGGUCUCGUGGUUCCAUUGUUGUAUAAGGUUGAUAAGUUACCAUCUUCUCUUAGACUACGAAAUCAUCGAGAGGUUAAUUCGCCCUUAAACCAAUAUAUCGGUACCCAGAUCUCUCGGGCCUUGCUGCCCUCAGUGGGCGCAGCAAUGAACUAUAGGGACCUCCAUCGGCUAGCAAAUUGGACUGAAGGAUUAUUCAAUGAUACCAUAAAGGCUUUGAAGAAUCUCAACCAGGAGGUGUCUGCAAUGAGAGCGGUGGUUUUACAGAAUCGUUAUACCUUGGAUGUGAUUUUAGCCUCAAAAGGAGGAGUUUGUGCACUUGUUCAUUCUCAUUGUUGUAUGUUUAUUCCUGAUAAUAAUGUCAGCAUAUCUGCGACGAUUGAUCAUAUGGAAACCAUGGUAGCUCACAAUCCGUUUGCUCCUCCGCCUUCCGUUGAUCCAUGGGCAUGGUUAUAUUCUUGGCUUCCGGAUGGAAGUUGGCUUCGACAUUUAUUGAUUUUAGUGAUCAUUAUAGUAGUUAUUUGUGUUAUUUUGUGUUGCUGUAUCCAAUGUAUUCCUUCUUUAAUUUCUAUAUGUACUGCAUGGUUCUCCAGUCCGCGGCCCGCUUCCGGUGUCACAAGAGUCGCUUAUCGCGCUCGAUAUAACCGUAUUGGUACUGACAUAUAUGACUCUGAUUAA